GGGCGGCAGAGACCGGAAUAGGUUGCAAGCUGGCAGCGCAUGUGGCGGGCGCCGAACGCUGGGGAGCUCGCCGCCAGCCUCGCAGCUUCCCGCGCGCUCUGUACCAAGGCCCCUGGCGCCGGCCUGAGGACGCCGAGGAGGCAGGGACCCGACAGGGCUGUCCGGCCGGAACCGCGUAGCACCUCCUGCAGCGGUCGCGGGCUCGCCCUCCGCGGCCGGUGCCAUGGCCGACUCUCUCCCCUAAAGGAGACUUCCUCAGCGGUUGCUGCCGAGAGAUGAAGAACCUGUUAGAGCGUCAGACGACUUCGGGGCCGGCCAACUAGGGGGGCUCGGCAGGAGGUCGCCUGCGCCCUCCCGGGCUCGUUCCUUUCACCCCUUGAGCGAGGCCUCGCUCGCGUCCGGGCACGCGGCCGGGUUCAGAGAGCACCUGGGCCCGGCGGGGCGUGCGGGCAGCAUGUUUCCCCGGAGGCCGCCGGUCGGCCUGGCUGCCUGGCUGCUGGUGGGCGCGGCGGCGACCGGGCGCGCGGGGGCGCGGGGCGGGGGCCUGCUCGCCCUGCUGGCCAAUCAGUGCCGCUUCGUGACGGGCCUGCGCGUGCGGCGGGCGCAGCAGAUCGCGCAGCUCUACGGCCGCCUCUACUCGGAGAGCUCGCGUCGCAUCCUCCUUGGUCGCCUCUGGCGCCGGCUGCGCGGACGCCCAGGCCAUGCCUCUGCCUUGAUGGCGGCGCUCGCCGGCGUGUUCGCGUGGGACGAAGAGAGGAUCCAGGAGGAGGAGUUGCAGAGAUCCAUUGAUGAGAUGAAACGGUUGGAGGAAAUGUCAAGUACGUUUCGGAGCUCUGGAGUUGACCACCACCCUCCAGAACCAAAAUCCCCAACAGAAAGGGAUGAAGAUUCAGGAGGCAAAGAGCAACCGUGGGAAAUGGUGAUGGAUAAGAAACACUUCAAGCUGUGGCGGCGCCCCAUUACAGGCACCCCCCUUUACCAGUACAGAGUUUUUGGAACCUACACAGAUGUGACACCUCGGCAGUUCUUCAAUGUUCAGCUGGAUACAGAGUAUAGAAAGAAGUGGGACGCCCUGGUGAUCAAGCUGGAAGUGAUCGAGAGGGAUGUGGUUAGUGGUUCUGAGGUUCUUCACUGGGUAACCCAUUUUCCUUAUCCAAUGUACUCACGGGAUUAUGUUUAUGUUCGGCGGUAUAGUGUGGAUGAGGAAAACAACGUGAUGGUGUUGGUGUCACGGGCCGUGGAGCACCCUAGUGUGCCAGAGUCUCCGGAGUUUGUAAGGGUCACAUCAUAUGAGUCCCAAAUGGUGAUCCGUCCCCACAGGUCAUUUGAUGAGAAUGGCUUUGACUACUUGCUGACGUACAGUGACAAUCCCCAGACAGUGUUUCCUCGCUACUGCGUUAGUUGGAUGGUUUCCAGUGGCAUGCCAGAUUUCCUGGAGAAGCUGCACAUGGCCACUCUGAAAGCCAAGAACAUGGAGAUCAAAGUGAAGGACUAUAUCUCGUCUAAGCCUCUGGAAGUGGGUAGUGAAGCCAAGGCCACCGCCCCAUCUUCUGAGCGGAAGAGUGAGGGUAGCUGUGGCCCUGCCCGGAUUGAGUACGCCUGAAGGACUUUCAGAUAAGUAGGGACAGGCUGCUUCUAGCCCUGUCUCCGUGUCUUAUCACUCACUCUGUUGCAGAAUAAACAGGACGUGUAUUUGAAGGUGUCUGCUGUAACCACCAGUGCAAGAUAAUUCAAUCCUGGUGUCCGGUCUGUUCAGAGCCCUACUGCUGUUUAUUAAAACAGAAGAAGGAGGCGUCCGAGGGGGCAUCGUCAUAUUCUCAGGCCAAGCAUUUGGAAAUUUGGUGUUUCGCUGAGCUAAUCUGGAACAAGCCUCUCACCUCAGGCCAGAGGGGACAACAUCUUUUACUUCCUCUGCCCACAUUCCAUUCUCAGCCUCGGUUCUGCAGCACUCUGGGUUUCCUUCGGUUCUGAAGGUCCAGCUGGACCACCUGGACGGUUGCGUCUUCAGUGAGGGAUAGUGGGGAGUGCUCUGGUUGCGGUCCUGGUGUUGAGUGGUGUGAACUGUUGCUUGGCAGUGUAAGUGCCUCGUCCUCACCUUCUCCUGUCUUUAGGGACAUAAAGUUUGUGCCAAGAAAUAUCACUCUUGGCCUCCCAUCCACACCCCAUUGACUCCCUCUACCCAGAGCAGUUUCCUUUGAGUUGACCAGUUCUUCUGUAUUCGUGUGCUGUAUUCAUCUGGGUCGUUGCCUCCUCCCGCAGGCCGAUUACCAAGAACACUGGGAGACGGUGGCUCUCUGUAUCAUCAGUGUUUUUGAUGGGAUCAGUGGAGAUGCUCGACACAUUACACUUUAGCUGUUUUUUUUUUUUUUAACCUUUGUGUUAAACAGUGGGAAUUGGGGAGUUGAAUAGGAUUUUUCCAUAGUCUGUAUAGAAGACACCAUUUUGAUUGAGGCGUUAUUUUUCACACUUCAGGUUUGACUGGAUGCUCAGCACUUGCCUGUCCUGGAAGGCUAAAGGCAGAGGAGUGGGGAUUGGGCGCCUCCCUUGGAGCUCUCAGAGCUGUAGACAAGCUGUGUGAACAGCUAGAUGGAAGUUUGUCCCAAGUGCUAAUAUAGAGGGGGAUGUGGUUUAUGUGACCCUCUUGUCCCUCUGAGAAGCUUUUCCUCCUUUUCUAAGCUAAAAUAAGAGCAAACUACGCUGUUCAGAUAAAGUCACAACCAGAUGGGAUCAGUCUGACUGGAGAAUCGGGAACAGCUUUCAAAUCCUCCUCGCUCCCCUUAUUUCUUAGAAUUUGAAUGACCAGAUUGCUCCCCACCCCACUCGCUACCCUUUUGCGUUGUUGAAAGGGGAGCUAAACCUGAGACGAACUUUAAGCCCCUCGACCUUUCUGUUGCCUAAGUACUGUGCCAAGGAAAUGCCUGCCCCGGUGUUUCAAGUCUUGCGUUCUCUGCGUCGUUGGCAGAGCAGGGAGAUGCAUCUGGCAGUCCCAGCUUCCUUUCGUUGAUUGUGUCUCUCUCCUCAUCCCCAGGGCCUGACAGACCAGGAAGAGUCCCUCAGUUACGGUUACGUUGGAAGUUAGUGCCUGUGAUUGUUGGGACGUGGGUGGCGUGGGUGAGUGGUGUGAGUGCACAUGUGAUAAGGGGCUGGGCGUUGCCCAUAUGCUUUUUGGCAAUUUGACUCUGCACUUGGGGUUGGUCUAUACAAUUGCUUAUGUCAUUGUAAUGAUUUCACUCCUGUGACAUUUUUAUCAAAUGUGUGAAUAAAAAGAUUGGUAUGAAA
Molecule: messenger RNA, 3279 nt
Organism: Lagenorhynchus albirostris (white-beaked dolphin)
Lineage: Eukaryota; Metazoa; Chordata; Mammalia; Artiodactyla; Delphinidae
Gene: STARD7
Product: StAR related lipid transfer domain containing 7
Exons: 8
Coding region: 455-1603 (382 amino acids)
Molecular function (GO): lipid binding
Source: RefSeq, a predicted model, not a curated record